AUGAGUGGAAUCGCGCUUAAAUUCACGUCUCUCGUGGUUCGUACCGUCGCAAAACCCUUGGCUGGCGCGCUAAAGGCCCAAGCCAAAGAACACGAUGUUUUCAAACAGGCAUGUAUUCUGCUUGCCCAAACACUCCAUUCCGCAGAUAUCAAGAUGCGAAUGCGACUCUUGGGUGAAAACAAGAUCAAGGUACGUCCUCUCAACGACAAGAAAGCCGUGGAAAAUGGUGCCAACUUUCUCCUGGAGUUCUUUAUUUUCCUGGUGGCGGGUCUGCUUAUUUUGUAUGAGAGCUAUCGGAGUAGAGUGAAGGCCAAUAAUGAAAAGGCUACUGUGAAAAACGACAUUCUGGAAUUGCAAGAUGACAUUACGCAAAUGAAGGCGUUGUUGGAGCGGUUGACGGAUGAUUUGGAGAGGAUGAUGUCAGAGUCUCCAAUGUCGCCUACCCUCAAUGAGGACUCAAACUCUCCAACCAAUGCUACCUUGCAGAGCUCUUCCUCUUUGCUUAGUCCUGUUGCUUCCAAUGAAACUCUCUCUUCUAUCGGCAGUGGCUCUGUUCUUUCUAACUCCACGGACCCAAACACCUCGGCUUAG
Molecule: messenger RNA, 591 nt
Organism: Australozyma saopauloensis
Lineage: Eukaryota; Fungi; Ascomycota; Pichiomycetes; Serinales; Metschnikowiaceae
Exons: 1
Coding region: 1-591 (196 amino acids)
Biological process (GO): regulation of lipid metabolic process
Cellular component (GO): mitochondrion
Source: RefSeq, a predicted model, not a curated record